Molecule: messenger RNA, 2404 nt
Organism: Anolis sagrei ordinatus
Lineage: Eukaryota; Metazoa; Chordata; Lepidosauria; Squamata; Anolidae
Source: RefSeq, a predicted model, not a curated record
AGAGCCAUGGGGGUCCUGAUGUCCAAGCGUCAGACGGUGGAGCAGGUCCAGAAGGUCAGCCUGGCAGUCUCGGCCUUCAAGGACGGCCUGCGGGAGCGUCCGGCCGCCAAGCGCAAGUCGGAAGGCACCAUCAUCACCCGCCGAGGGACCCUGGAGGACACCGUCCAGGAGCUGAAAGAGGAGGACGAGGAGGAGGAUUCGGAAGCAGGGUCUUCUUCGGCCGGAUCCUCACGUGCGGCGGCCAGAGCAGCGGCCAAAGCGGCCUGGGAGAGGCUGCGAGACGGCAAAGGCAUUGAGCCAGAGGAGUUUGCUCGGAACAGGUUCUUCUCACCGCCGGCCUUUGUCCGCCCCAAACGAGGGGAGCAGGAUGACGACCCCAUCGAGAUCAGCUUGGAGGAAAGAGAGCAGGUGACCAAUGACGAGAUGUGUGAAGUGUGCGAGGUCUGGACGGCGGAAACCCUGCUCCCCUGCCGCGUCUGCACCAGGGUCUACCACGACGGCUGCCUGCGCCGGAUGGGCUUCCUACCCGACGGCAAUGCCACCGAAGUCCUGGAGACUGCCCAUACGGAGACCGGGUGGAGCUGCCACUGUUGUGACAAUCUUAACCUGCUUCUCACAGACGAGGAAAUGGGCCUCUUGUCUGAAUCCUUCAAGAAAUGCAAACUCUCCCCUGAGAGCCCACUCAGCCUGGAGGAGUUUCUGAACUACAAACGCCUGGCCGGUCAGCAAGAGGCCGAGGGUCCGAACACCAGCAAUGAAGGCGAGGGCCCCGAAGAACUGUUUACCCUCGACUUUGCAGCGCUGGACCCCGAAAAGAAGGGCUGUGUCGAAUGGGGGGACUUUCUUUCCCACGAGUCCAUCCUGCUCUUGCAAAGGAGGCGCACGCAGAACGCUCUUCUGCGCCUUCUGACCGGGAAGGAGAGGGAGAGGGCUCGAGCUGCAUUCCUGGCCUUGGAUCCACCUGAGGACGGCUUGGUCAGCGAAGGAGAGAGCCAGCGCACCCAACACUCAUGGUUUCGUAAGCGGCACAAGGAGAUGCCCUCCUGCAACGUCAGCAUCAGCCAUGUGGGGCCCAUCUCCGAGGGCAGCCCCACCACCAGCACCAGCAGCAGUAAGAGCCAGGAGAAGCUCCUCUUGAACCCAGAGCCAGAGAAGCCCAGCCGAACCAUCAACUGGUCCACUUUCCUGAGGGAGAGCACCAUCUACAUCUUAGCCGCCCGGCCCAACAGCCCCGCCAUCCACCUGAAGCCAUCUGCAUAAGAGGGCCCUUUGCCCAGUGAUGGGCUGGAAGACCAAGAGAGCUGCCCCUUGGCAAGGGACUGAGGAGCAGCCGCUGGCCCUGCCUUGCCCUCUUGGCCUCCCCGGGACUCACUUCAUUGCCAGAGAUGAGCCGCAAGGGAUCCCUUCCGCCCUUCAUGCCAAAACACUGCCGAGACCGACUGGCUGCCAGAGAGCAGUGGUGGGCUGCUUGGACCCAUGGCCAUGAGCAUUGCCUCAUCUCUUCUCCUACUGGACUUCAAGAAGCCAAACCACGGCUGGGUGGUCAAGACACAGUCAUUCUCAGUGGUCCAGCUGGCCAAAGGACCUCUUCUCUUCCCCAUUUGGUCACUGACUGGUUGAGGGCAAACAGGACCCAAAUAUCCCAGCUCUUCUCCAUCUCCUGCUUUGCUGAUGAAGAUGCAGAGUGUUCUUCUGCAGAGCUUAUGCGCCACAGCCGAUCCCUUGCUUCUGGCCCCAUCUCAGACCCAUUCUGGUUCCCAACCGGCCUCUUUUCAUGUCCAUUGGGUUAAUUGGUGGGGGAGUUCAUCACACUUUGGUGGUAUCUAGUCAGCAUCCUCAUCCGUGAUGGCCCGUUCAGGUAUUGCAAGGUUAUGGACUUGUGUGUAUGUGUUUUUGAUGACCGGUUUCUGAGACUCCCUGGGCGCAUGGAGAGGUCCCUUUGUGCCUCGCUGCCAUCCCUCCAAAGAGGGGCACCUGGGUUCCUUGCUGCAACCAACGUUGUUUCCUCCCCUCCCAAAAAAGAAGCCAUGUUUGCAACUCCUGGAGCAAAUGCAGCCUGCCUCACUGUACAGCCAGACUCCCAAGAGUUGCAUUUCAUUCCCUCUUCCUUAUCCCUUUCUUGAUUUGGGAGGCAAAGUUACAAGUAAGAAAACGUGUGGUCCAUUUGCCAAAAUGGGGAUAUCUCAGGUGCUGGGGCUUGGGGGCAAAAAUCUGAAAUUUCAGGAGAACUCUUAGUGAUGUCAGGAGGGGGGUGAUACAAACACCUGGGGAUGCAAUUCGACUUGGUGCAUUAACUAUUCCCUUAAACCGACCUUAUAGAAUAUUACGAAAGGAAAAUUCAGAAAGAGGUAAUGUUCCUGGCCCUGGAUGCUGAAAAAGCAUUCGAUAACGUUAAUUGGGAUUU